AUGGCUACGCCAGCCAAGAAAAGAAAGACCAAUUUCUCGGAGCAAGAAGUGGAGAUCAUCAUGGAGGAGAUGGAGAAGCAGAAGCACAUCCUCAUUAACCAUUACAACGCUGGGGUGCCCCUGAUGACCAAAAGCAAUGCCUGGUAUGACAUCUUGAAGCGCGUCAACGCUAUUAGCACAUGCCACCGCGAGUUGGCGGAGGUGAAGAAAAAGUGGUCUGAUCUGAAGACAGAGGUGCGCAGGAAGAUGUCCCAGGCACGCGCUGCAGUGGAAGGCGAGGGGGACGUGGGGACGCCACCGGUCAUGCUUACGCCUCUUCAACAGCGAAUAUGUAACUUAUUGGGGGAGAGCGCCAUCCUCAGCCUGCCCACCCAGGAGUGUCCCACCGAAAUCCCCACCCAAGUCUCCAUCAGUUCACCCGGCACCGUCACCCUGGCACAAAUCCCUGCAGAGACCACUUACCAUACUUUAGAAGAAAAUGUGGUGGAGUAUUGCACAACAGAAACCCCCACGACUGUUACUUCUGAGACUCCUGUAGAAAUGAUCUCUCCUUCAGCUGAAGUUAUGGGAAAACCUCAGGAACUAAAGAACAGAAUUGCGCUAAAUUCAGCACGGCUGCUGCAGGAGCAGAGAGUGACUAACUUGCACGUAAAGGAGAUUGCCCAACACCUUGAGCAACAGAACGAUAUCUUGCAGAUGAUACGCCGGUCCCAGGAAGUCCAAGCUAGUGCUCAGGAGCGCCAAGCCCAGGCCAUGGAGGGGACUCAGGCAGCCCUGAAUGCCCUUAUUCAGGUAUUACGACCUAUGAUAAAAGAUGUGCGCAAGUUCCUACAGAGUCGAAAUACAGAGUCUCCAGCCACCAAUGAAGCUGGUGAUCAGGGGACUCAAAAUGGACAAUCAAACAGUAUUAGUCAAUGA
Molecule: messenger RNA, 918 nt
Organism: Staurois parvus
Lineage: Eukaryota; Metazoa; Chordata; Amphibia; Anura; Ranidae
Source: the annotation of a GenBank genome assembly